Athene cunicularia (burrowing owl) is the source of this 2843-nucleotide messenger RNA. RefSeq names its product hydroxysteroid 17-beta dehydrogenase 2 (gene HSD17B2). The transcript is spliced from 5 exons. Gene Ontology annotation, molecular function: oxidoreductase activity. Lineage: Eukaryota; Metazoa; Chordata; Aves; Strigiformes; Strigidae. The record is from RefSeq and is a predicted model, not a curated record. Bases 1 to 1173 code for a protein of 390 amino acids.
AUGGAUGCUCUCCCCAGCAGCCCCCUCGAAUGGCUCUGUACAGGCGUCACUUUGCUUUUUGGGGUGACUGUGCUCUGCAUGGUCAAGAGGAGCCCAGUAGAGAAAGCAGAUGUGCUGGUCUGGAGGGUCCUGCCUGCCUUGCUGGGGCUGCUGUGCGUGGCCACCCUGGGGGCUGGCGUGGGGCUGGUGGUGUUCUGCGCCGGGUGCCUCAUCUCCUCCAUGUACCUGGGUGUCAGGGCGCUGCUGCCUGUGGGUGACAAAGCUGUGCUCAUCACAGGAAGCGACACUGGGAUUGGACAUGCACUGGCUAAAUACCUGGAUAGCUUAGGUUUUGUGGUGUUUGCUGGGGUUUUGAAUGAGAAUGGACCUGGAGCUGAGGAACUGAGACGGACCUGUUCUCAGAGACUCUCUCUGCUGCAGCUGGAUAUAACCAAUGCCACCCAAGUCAAGGAAGCCUAUCUAAAAGUGUCAGAGAAGGUGCAAAAUACAGGGCUCUGGGGAGUUGUGAACAAUGCCGGCAUCCUGGGCAUCCCUGCUGACGCUGAGCUGCUCCCCAUGAGAACGUACAGGCAGUGCAUGGAGGUGAAUUUCUUUGGGGCUGUAGAGGUGUCAAAGAUUUUCUUGCCAUUACUUCGGAAAUCUCGGGGGAGGCUGGUUAACAUGUCCAGCAUGGCAGGAGGCAUUCCACUACCGAGGUAUGCUGCAUACUCUGCAUCAAAAGCAGCUCUGUCCAUGUUUUCGGGAGUAAUGAGGCAAGAGCUUUCCAAAUGGGGAAUUAAAGUUGCUGCAAUUCAUCCGUCAGGCUUCCGAACAGGUAUAGAAGGCACAUCAGACCAGUGGGAUAAGCAAAUAAAGGAGCUGAUGGAGAACCUGCCAGCAGCCACAAGGCAGGACUAUGGUGAGGACUACCUCCUGGGGCUGAAGAGCUACCUCCUGCACAUACCUGCGUACUGCAGCGCUGACCUCUCCCCCGUGCUGAGUGCUGCCCUGCAUGCUUUGCUGGCCAAGAAACCACAUGGCUUGUACACCCCUGGCAAAGGGGCUUACAUGUACCUCUGUAUCUUCUGCUACUUUCCUCUCUGGUUCUAUGACUUUUUCAUUAGUAAAAUGAUGAGUACUGAGUCUCUCCCAAGGGCACUGAGAACAUCAGAAGCUGAGAGCAAGAAUCUCUAAGGGUGUCCAUCAGCGUUUGUCUUACUUGAUGAGAUAACUGGGAAAACCUCUAUUUUAAGACACUGCUAUUUAUUGUACUGUCUUUGUUAAAUUGCAUUUACGCUGCCUUGCAAACAGAGGUAAAUCUUUGUGUUAAAAGUAAUGUUCAGGAAAAGCAGUGGAUAAACAGAAAUAGAAAGCUAUCUGGAGGAGGAAUUUCAAUGUUUUCAUGACGUCUUUGUAUCCUGCCUUCUGUGUAAGGUAUCUCAUGAGGUUAUAGAGUUCGUGUCUGCUCCAAAAGGCACCACCAACACACAGACACAUUUAUAACCUGGUUUUGAAAACAAAACAAAAAAUUCCUUGAGAAUCAACAACCUUCUUAAACAUUAAAAGAAGUUGCAUAUAAUCCUAUCAUUGGAGAGAUUUAGCAAUGUCUAAUGCAAACCUUUCUCGCUGCAGCUUCAGCCUAAUGUUUUGUGCUUUUUUUGCUGUUUGUUUUGGGUUUUUUUCUGUUGCUGUUGGACCUGAGAAAUGAUUGACCUUUUUCCCGCAAGUUUUAUGAAGUUCGGCUGUGAUGUUUAUAUGUGCUUUUAGUUAGACUAAGCAACAUAAAUUAGUUGGGGGAAAAAUGAACAAAGACAGAUCAAGACCUUCACAAAGCAGCUAACAAUCUCCCUCCUACAGUAUUAGAAAAAGUAAUAGUAAGUAUAUCAGCAGCUAAUUUGAUAUGACUGUCUUGGUGAUUCUGUGCAUUGCCUGUAUAUGCCUGUGCUGCUUUAAUUAUUAUUAAACUCUGAUCUCACUUCUGCUUUUCGUACAAUUCCUCACUCAGUACCGGGUUUUUGAAGAACUCAUGUUUUUGCCCAUUUCUUCCGACACUUUCCUCUGUCUCCCUCUGUUUUGGGAAGAGUUUGUGCUUGCUCCUCUAAGAUCAGUCAGUCUUCAGGUUGGCUUUACUGGAGUCCAGUGUCCAUCUUCUGACAGAUUUUGGAUUUCCCUUCCCUAAAUUAAUUCUAGGAACAUCAGGUGGCCUCCCUGCGGCUUGGCUGUCCCUGCACCUAUACCAUAAAACCCUCACCAAUGCCAAGAGGUUGGGCAGCUCACCUAUACUUUCCCUACCCCACUCCCUUUGUGCAUUGCCUGUCACAUCCUCGGGCUUUGAAAGGCUGGGAGAUUUUGAGAGAAAGCCUUAUCCCUCCAAGUUCUGGUUUGGCCUUCUCUCCUAUGCCUUGCUUUGACCAGUUGCAUUUCUUUUCUGAUGAUGAAAAAAUAAAGUCAUUAUGUUCUGGGCUUUAAAUGUAGAUGCACUUUUUUCCUUUCCUUUCUGAGCAACUUCUAGUCUUCUAUCAUAAUCCUACACGUGUGAUGUACUCUUACAGUCACCUGAACAAAUUCACAGUUUAAUUUGCAUCUCUAGUAUUUCUUCCAUCUCCUUCCUGCAUCUUUUACAUCAAUGUGAGACUCAUGUAAAUGCACAGAGGAUGCUCAGCAGACUUCCCCCACCGUUUUAAUUUGUGCCCUAGUGUGGAAAUCCUCCUGUCCUGUACAUUUUGUCAUGAUUACUGCUUUUGCUACUGAGGCUUAUUCUCCUCAUGGGUUUACAACAGUCCCUUGAUUACAGAAUUUUGCUUUCGUAUGAGAAAGUGUGACCAAAAAUGCUUUUCACUCAGAAAAUCUGGGACUAUUACUAU